Betta splendens (Siamese fighting fish) is the source of this 860-nucleotide messenger RNA. RefSeq names its product myosin, light chain 7, regulatory (gene myl7). Gene Ontology annotation, cellular component: myofibril; cytoplasm. The coding region runs from base 154 to 672 and encodes 172 amino acids. Lineage: Eukaryota; Metazoa; Chordata; Actinopteri; Anabantiformes; Osphronemidae. The transcript has 7 exons. The record is from RefSeq and is a predicted model, not a curated record. Gene Ontology annotation, biological process: heart contraction; cardiac muscle tissue development. Gene Ontology annotation, molecular function: calcium ion binding.
AUCAGUCUCCUUCAGUGGUGCAGAGCGGCCGUGGCCAUGUAAGGCCCUGCGCUGCCCACCACAGGCUAUUACAGGAGAGCAGCAGAUAAGAGGGGUCGUACAUAGCACCCACCCAGCAUCACCUCAGGUGGGACUCCACGUACGACCGUAGACAUGGCGAGUAAGAAAGCCUCCAACAAAAGACAACGAGGAGCACAGAAGUCUUGCUCCAACGUCUUUUCCAUGUUCGAGCAGUCCCAGAUACAGGAGUUCAAGGAGGCUUUUGGCUGCAUUGACCAAGACAGAGAUGGAGUUAUUAAAAAGCAGGACCUGAAGGAGACCUACGGACAGCUGGGAAAGCUGAACGUCAAAGACGAGGAGUUGGAGGAGAUGCUGAACGAGGGGAAGGGUCCCAUCAACUUCACUGUGUUCUUGACCCUUUUUGGGGAGAAGCUCAACGGCACCGAUCCUGAAGACACCAUACUCGCCGCCUUCAAACUAUUUGACCCCAAUGGGACGGGUUUCGUAAAUAAGGAGGAAUUUAGACGACUGCUGAUGAACCAGGCUGAUAAAUUUACAGCAGAGGAGGUGGAUCAGGCUUUUGCUCUCGCUCCCAUCGACCCAACUGGCAACAUCGACUACAAGUCUCUCUGCUACAUCAUCACACACGGAGAUGAGAAGGAAGAAUCAUAACAACCAUGACGCACACACAAUCGAGCCUUUUACAGUUUGUCACCUAAACAGGCAGACACUAAUUAAUAACCAUACGAAAACAUUAGAGAUGUGAUUCAGUCGCAUCAGAUGUUUAACAACAGUAUGUGAUGGAGUUGAAGCUGGUGUGAGAAGUAAAAUACUGAAAAUAAACUUUUAAUCUCUGCAAA